Molecule: messenger RNA, 7137 nt
Organism: Lagenorhynchus albirostris (white-beaked dolphin)
Lineage: Eukaryota; Metazoa; Chordata; Mammalia; Artiodactyla; Delphinidae
Gene: SYNPO2
Product: synaptopodin 2
Exons: 5
Coding region: 150-3935 (1261 amino acids)
Biological process (GO): positive regulation of actin filament bundle assembly
Cellular component (GO): Z disc; actin cytoskeleton; stress fiber
Molecular function (GO): actin binding
Source: RefSeq, a predicted model, not a curated record
CGGGGCAGCAGCGGCUGCUACGGCGGAGGCUCUGCGCGCCUCAGUCCUGCCUCCCUAGCGGGAGCCCGAAGCUCACGGCUUAGCCUCAACCGCACCCAGGCUUCGUCUGUCUUUUCAAGCUCUUCAUGUUACCCAGCUAAAAGAAGAAAAUGGGCACCGGGGAUUUUAUCUGCAUUUCCAUGACCGGAGGGGCGCCCUGGGGGUUCAGACUGCAAGGUGGCAAGGAGCAGCAGCAGCCCUUACAAGUUGCUAAGAUCCGAAGCCAGAGCAAAGCCUCCGGGUCUGGGCUCUGUGAGGGGGAUGAAGUGGUUUCUAUCAAUGGCAGUCCUUGUGCAGACCUCACCCACCCAGAAGUCGUCAAGCUCAUGGAGAGCAUAACAGACUCUCUCCAAAUGCUCGUCAAAAGACCAUCCAGUGGAAUAAGUGAGACUUUGAACUCUGAAACUGAAAACAAAAACCACGAGCGUCUCAUCCAUGAAGGGUACGUGGAAAGUACCACCCUACAGAUUCGACCAGCCACAAAGAGCCAGUACAGGGAGUUCUACAUUGCCCAGGUCAAGAGUGGAGCUCCCCUAGCUGAGGACCAAGCAAGUGGUGCUGGUUUUUCUGGGAGCAUAAAAGAAGAAACAGGCCUGGCUCCUCACACGUAUGACUCUAAAAGUGGACGCUUACCAGAAGAGGUUAUCUUAAGGGAGAAGGCAGAAGCGGGGCGGCCAGGCACUGUGGUUGAGCUACAACUGUCCCUUUCACAAGAGAGACACAAGCGCACUAGUGCCCCUGUAGUGGCUCUCCUGGGAACUGAAAAAUCUAAGCCUCCUGACCAAGAUCCUAAUUUACAGCAUGACGGGAUCGUCCACAUAAAUUCUGUCCCCACUAAUGAGAAAGGGGAGCCUUGUCUGAGGUCCAGCAAGAUAAUCCAGAUCUCCAGUGGCCAAGAGUUGAGAGUGAUCCAGGGAAGUGAAGCAGGAGACACCGGGCUGCCCCGAGUGGAAGUGAUCUUCGACUGCUCUGAUAGGCAGAAGACGGAAGGGAGCAGGCUUCAGGCAGGAAAGGGGUGUGUGGAUUCUCCAGUGGAAGGAGGGCAGUCAGAAGCACCUCCUUCUCUGGUAUCCUUUGCAGUCUCAUCAGAAGGCACAGAGCAGGGAGAAGAUCCACGCUCAGAAAGGGAUCACAGCAGACCUCACAAGCACAGAGCACGCCACGCACGGCUCAGGAGGAGUGAAAGCCAAUCAGAAAAGCAGGUGAAAGAAGCAAAAUCUAAAUGCAAAAGCAUUGCGCUCCUUCUGACAGAUGCCCCCAACCCCAACUCCAAGGGGGUGUUGAUGUUUAAGAAGCGCCGUCGGAGGGCCAGGAAAUACACCCUAGUCAGUUACGGUACUGGUGAACUUGAUCGAGAGGCAGAGGAGGAGGAGGAAGAAGGCGACAAAGAGGAUACAUGUGAAGUAGCAUUUCUGGGUGCAAGCGAAUCCGAGGUGGAGGAAGAGUUGUUGUCUGACACUGACGACAACACACAAGUUGUGAACUUUGACUGGGAUUCUGGACUAGUGGACAUUGAAAAGAAACUGAGCAGAGGGGACAAGAUGGAGAUGUUGCCAGACACCACAGGCAAGGGGGCCCUCAUGUUUGCUAAGAGGAGGGAGAGAAUGGAUCAGAUCACAGCCCAAAAAGAGGAGGAGAGGGUGAGUGGAAUGCCAAGCAGAGAACCAGAUGCUGCCCAGAUGGAUGGCCUGAGAACCAUGAUAUCUUACCAAAGGAAGGAUGAAGAAUCGGUGAGAGUGCAGAGAUCUGCGAGCAAAAGCUACAUCGAGGUGAGCCGUGGCCUUGGCCAUGUGCCCCAACAGAAUGGCUUCACUGGCUUGUCCGAGACAGCAGAGGCUCAGAGGAUGAUCCCUAUGAAUAGAACGGCCAAACCCUUCCCGGGGUCCGUGAACCAGCCAGCAACCCCCUUCUCUCCAACGCGAAACAUGACCAGUCCCAUUGCUGACUUUCCUGCGCCUCCACCUUAUUCUGCAGUCACACCCCCACCUGAAACCUUUUCCAGAGCAGUGUCAAGUCCGACAGCUGGCCCAGCACAGCUCCCUCCGUGGCCCCAGCCUGGCCCAUGGUCCCAGCCAGCCUUUUACGAUUCAUCUGAACAAAUAGCUUCCCGGGAUGAAAGGAUCGCGGUGCCAGCAAAAAGAACAGGAAUAUUGCAGGAGGCCAAAAGGAGAAGCACGACAAAACCCAUGUUCACUUUUAAAGAGCCCAGAGUAAGCCCAAAUCCUGAACUCUUGUCACUUCUUCAAAAUUCGGAAGGCAAAAAGGGCACUGGGGCAGGAGGAGAUUCCGGACCAGAAGAAGACUACCUCAGUUUAGGAGCAGAGGCUUGUAAUUUCAUGCAAAGCCCCACUGCAAAACAAAAGACCCCACCUCCUGUCGCUCCAAAGCCUUCUGUCAAGUCCUCAUCCUCCCAACCAGUAACUCCAGUUUCUCCAGUCUGGUCGCCAGGAGUGGCUCCAGCCCAACCUCCUGCCUUCCCCACAUCCAACCCAUCACAUGGCACCGUUGUUUCCUCCAUCAAAAUAGCGCAGCCUUCUUACCCUACUGCCCGGCCUGCUAGUGCUCUGAGCCUGGCUGGUCCCUUCAAAGGACCACAAGCAUCGGUAGCCAGUCUGAACUACACUCCCAAACCAUCAGCUCCCACACCAACGGUAAACACUGCUCAUACUGGCGCAAUGGGACCAUCCAAUGAGCUUCCAGGAAUGAGUGGGAAAGGAGCCCAGCUCUUUGCUAAAAGGCAGUCGAGGAUGAAAAAGUACGUGGUAGAUUCAGACACCGUGCAGGCCCAUGCUGCCCGUGCUCAGUCUCCCACUCCAUCUCUCCCGGCCGGCUGGAAGUACUCCUCCAAUGUCCGAGCACCUCCUCCUGUGGCCUACAAUCCCAUCCACUCCCCCUCCUACCCACUGGCUGCUGUCAAGUCCCAGCCAUCAGCCCCACAGGCCUCCAAAACAAGCAAGAAAAAGGGCAAGAAACCCCUUAAUGCUUUGGAUGUCAUGAAGCACCAACCUUAUCAGUUAAAUGCAUCCUUGUUUACUUUCCAACCUCCAGAUGCAAAGGAUGGCCUCCCUGCAAAGUCAUCAGUCAAGGUCAGUUCACUGCCAGCCAUGAAGCAAGCUAUUCCUCCUCGGCCAGUGAAUGCUGGCUCGCCCACUAAUGUGCAGGCCUCGUCUGUGUACUCAGUGCCAGCCUAUAGCUCUCAGCCUUCCUUCUUUGCUGAGGCCACCUCACCAGUAAGCGCCUCCCCAGUGCCCGUGGCCAUUCCCACCUCUCCAAAGCAAGAAUCAGCCUCGACAUCUUACUUUGUGGCACCAAGGCCGAAGUUCUCAGCAAAGAAAAGUGGUGUCACAGUUCAGCAGAGUGGAUGCUCUCUUUCUCUUCCUGGAAGACCAGUCCCACCCACCAUCUCUACAACAUCUCCUUGGGUAUACCAGCCUGCUUAUAGCUACUCUAGCAAACCAACUGAUGGGCUAGAGGAAGCAAACAAGAGACUAACUCCUGGGGAAGCAGCAGCCAAGUCUUCUUUUGGUUUACUGGAUGAUGCCUUCAGACCCAGAAACAUUCAGGAAUCCAUUAUGGCAAAUGUGGUCUCAGCAGCUCGGAGGAAGGUGCUUCCAGGGCCGUCUGAGGAUUGGAAUGAAAGACUGUCCUAUGUCCCUCAAACCCAGAAGGCCAAUAUGGGCUCAUUUGGAAGGCAAGAGUAUAAUGUUGCAUUCCUACCCAAUAAUAGUAUGCCCACCAACUCCCAACAUGAUUCACAGGUACCAUAUGCAUAUUAUAGGCAGCCUUCCAGAAAUGAUUCUGAAAUAAUGUCCAUGGAGACCAGGUCUGAUUACUGUGUUUCGGUAACCAAUUGCAACUAUAACCCACACCCUAGGGGAUGGAGACGCCAAACAUGAAAGUUAGAAGAACUGAUCAUGUGCCACUUAUAAUUUUUUUUUAAUGUUUCUUUGCAGUGGUUUUGACUUUUCCAACAGAUUUAGAUUCACUUUUGAUCUUGGCUUGUUCUCAUAGGUCAUUUAUCUGAGUUUGUGUGUGUGUGUGUGUGUGUGUGUGUGUGUGUGUAUAUGCACAUGUGAGUGUGAAUCACUUCCUUCUCUGCAGAUGCAUAGAGAAUUUCUUUGAAGAAAAAUUCAUUUUCUGUGCUGAUGGCACUUAUACGUAAUUCAUAAUCUUAAUUCCAUUCUUUUCAUUAAUAUGGAGUAGUCUAGGCAACUAAACUCUCUCAAUUAAAAUGAAAUUUAAGUAUUUUCUUGUAUGUGCCUUAGUCUAGGAUGGAAUUAAUGAAAUAUGGUAUGCUAAUUGUCAUUAGCAGUAACAGCAAGAAUAUAUAAUAUUGGAGAAUUUUUCAAUGGGGAUAUGACAAUGAAUAAUAAUUACAUAAAGAGGAUUUCCUUGGUGGUAUUUUAAGCAUUUCUCUGAAAUAUAUUUUAAAAUCUGAUAAAAUUUGGUUUUUGGAAUUGAAAUAUAGAUGUUCUCAGAAAGAAAUAAAUAUUUGAGAGUAAGACAAUUAUACAUUUCAGAUGGAUUUUUGAGAUAUGUGGGGAAUAGAAAGAUUUAGGUACAGGAUUUAGUUUUUUUUUUUUUUUUUUUUUUGCGGUACGCAGGCCUCUCAGCGGCCACGGCUCACGGGCCCGGCCGCUCCGCGGCAUGUGGGAUCCUCCCGGACCGGGGCACGAAUCCGCGUCCCCCGCAUCGGCAGGCGGACUCUCAACCACUGCGCCACCAGGGAAGCCCUACAGGAUUUAUUUUUAAUCUACUUAAAGCCAAUAGCCUGAGACAGGAAUAGAUUCUGGGUUCAGGCGUUCUCAUUUGUCAAAUGAGAAUAUCAGAUUAUUUAAUCUCUUAUAUCCUUAACAGCUCUGAUAUUCUGAGUUUCUCUCAUUUGUAGAAUGACCCUUGAUGCAGUAUGCAUUUUUAUUGCUCAUCAUAUAAAUAUCAGAUUAAGUUUAGGAGUGGAUGAGGUCCCUGGUGUCACUACAUGUAUCAUUAAAGGUCCAAGAGGAAUUGUUGGGCGGCAGGUUUUGUGCUAUGUGUUAUGUGGAGUGAGGGUUGAUAUGAAGAAAAAAAGGUAUUAGUGGAUUUAAGGAAGUGGUAGAGGAUGUGUCUGUUAUUAUGCAAACGUAGGUCAUGACCAUUUAUUUAGUUAUGGAAAGCAUGCCACAGAAGCCUAUGCAACAAGUGGUGCUUCUUUAGAAAGACAUCAUUAGGAUGUUCAAAGGAAGUUAAACAGUUGCUUGGACAAUUCCAUGACCCAUGCCUUGUUAGCAUGACCAUGAGACAAUCAGUCAAACACCUGCUCCUCACUGCCAUACCCACAAAGUAUUAAAUACAAGGAAAUUCAAAGUAUUUUACAUCAUAAACAAGAAUUGAGAACAUUUUAAAAUGAAAACAUCUUGAGUGUUCAAAACUUUCUUAGGUUUCUAAAUAUGAUUAUUUUGUUUUGUUUUACUUUUUUUGACUCUUGAAUUUAUCACUAUGAUGGUCUCUUUCACAGGAUAAAAUUUUUUAAAAUUGCCAGGAUACAAGUAAUCCCUUAUGUUGGAAACAAAGAAAUAAAAAGUUGAAGAAAUCACAGUAAAUUCUAUUGGUAAUGGAGUCACCCAGAUACUAAUUUGUUCAGUUAUUAAGAAGAGUACUUUCUAAAUUUAUAGUGUUAAAUUAUCUUAAAUUGAUACAGCAUUAAUUCUCUCAAAUUAUAAGAUAUAAUUAUUGAUUCCUAAAGAAUUCCUAUGGAAUCUUAAAAAAAUAAUGUCUGGUAUAUUGAUUAAUCUGUCAGGAAUUUUCAGGAAUCCCCACAUAAAAAUUCUUAUAGUGAUUCAGUUAUUCUACAUGUCAAUGUUUUAAGAUAUGCAGAAUUUAGCAGAAAAGAUUUUGUGUGACAGGAUCAUAUCCUAUUUUGUUGCUUUCUUUUAUGAUGCUAGAAGUUAUUUCCUUUACUCCUUAGAUUUUAGAUACUUCAAUUCCAGAAGUUGAUAUACAUUAUAUUAUUCACUAAAACUUUCACUAGACUCAAAAUAGAGAGAAGCAGACAUUUUAAACUUAAAUAUUAUUGUAAAACAGCCAUCUCCCUCUUUGCAUGCACUAGAUCAAAAUAAUCAUGGUAUUAAGCUAUUUGAAUUUAUUCUAGACAUCAUGAAAAUGACAGUACAUGGCAGGAAAGUUAUGCAUUUUUCAUUCACAAGGAAAUGACUGUCUCAUAUUUUUAUUAGAAGUCAAUGUUUCAAGAAGUCAUACUUUGCAGACAUAAUUCUGAAAAGCAGAAGUGCCAUUGUCAAAUCAUCACAAAAUGUAUGGGUAUUUAUCUCCAGUUUACUCAAAAAGGAGUAAAGUUAGAUUGCUUACACUCAAGCUAGUGUUUGAGCUAAGGUUGCCAUGCUGAUAUCUGAUUCCUUUUGAGAAUACCUAGAUAACUACUGUUCUCACAAAAAUAAAAACAGUUUGUCUUAUAUUCCAAAUAAUAGUCUUUUUAGAGAAGAGCUGUUGCUUUGUAAAUAUAUACCACAUGUGUUGUAAGACAUUUUUCUACUAGUAGCAGUCGCAUAGGUACAGAGUUCUGUUCUACCAUGGAUUAAAAAGCAUUCUCUAAAAGUACACUAAUUUGGCACCUCCUUUCCAUCUUGAGUUUAACUAUAUCAUUGCAUGUGUGUGAAGUGUCUGUUAUUAAGAUGAUUUAAAUACUGUGCUGUAUUUUAAGUUUUAUAACUGCACAAUUCUAGUCCAUUUAUCUCUGAAUAUGUCUCAUGUUUUGGCCCCAUCACCCACACUGGAAAGGGCUACACAGUUAGGGCUCAAGCAUAUACAUAUAUAUAUUAAUCAAUUGAAACUUUGGAUAAAAAAAUACAUCAAAUAGGCUCAGUUAUUAUAAUUAGAUAGGAACUGUAGAAAUGUUUGUUUUUAAGAGAAAGUAGAUUUUCACAUUUGAUUUCCUUUUAAAGUAGAAGUAUCUACACUGUCCACACCUUUUCUUCUAAAAUAGACUAUGUUCUCCUGCUUAUUAGCUUAACAUUUCCACCUUUGUUAAUCCCAAUAGACUGUAUUUGAAAGAUGCAUACUGAAAAUCAAAAUUGUAUUAGUAAUAAAUAUUAACUUGAAAAUCAA